AUGUGUCCCCAAGGAAUUGACGUACAUUUUGAACUUGCUUCGACCAAUCGAAACAAAGCAAGAUAUGACCUUCGACCAAUCACAGGAAAGCAGUCGUGGCGGUCUAUUUGAAGCGUGAGUGAUUCAAACCGCAUCUCGGUUUACAACAAAAAAGAAGGUCGAAGGAUUGUAGGGUUCCUUCUGGGUUUUUGGCUCAGGAUUUCUACGGAUUUCCUCGAGGAUGGCAAAUGCCUAUUUUUAUCGGUAAGGAUUGUUGCUCUAUGCCAUGAAUAAUCAUUAUAUUCCCUGAUCUGAUCGCGAAAGUUGAAAUUAUUUGUCAUCCAUCAUGUCGCAAUUUCCGCGCCAUUUUUGAAAUUGAUGUAAGAACGCGAUGCAAAGCAUUUUUGUAAGAUCAAAAUGAAAACCAUUCCCAAGAUUUCAUAUAAUUGUUUCUAUGAUACACCUUUGUUUAUACGCUACCAAGUCUAGUUUGGUGAACCAGAUUUCUACCCUUGAUUUGUCUGUUGACUGCAGUGUUUACUCAUGUCUUCAGCCAUCCUUAGACAUUCGUCAGGUCGAUCGCGAUUUAAGUUACAGAUUUAACAAUUUAGCACUCGUUAGAAAUCUUCACGGACCGUUUAUAAUUAACUGCUCCUUUUUAGUGGAAAAUACAGCGAAUUUGUUACCAACGUUUACAAUCAUAAAUUAUACUAAAUUUGCAAAGUCUAAAUCUCCGAUCAAUUUGCUUGCGCGAUCGAUCGAUGCGGCCUCGUUUCGAAUGUUCUGUUGUAAGCGAGGUUUUGUUCAGAUUGCUUUAGGAUUUUAAACUCAUUUAAUUGCAUAUUUCUCUCACUUGGAAAUUCGGAAAUUAGAUUUUCACACUUUUCAUUUAGAUUCUCAUCGGAUGGUGAAAAUACAGAGUGUUAUUUUAGGUUUUGAAGUGAACAUCCGGGCUUUACGCGUGCUGUAACACGUGCAAAUUCUCUUUGAUUCGCUUUGCGUCUUCUGCCGCGUCUGGGCCUCUUUUGCUAAUACACGGAGGUUCGUCUUUCAACGCUAAAUAUUGACAAAUCACUUUUGUGAAGUACGGAAUAUGCCUAAAGGCCCCUCAUGCAGAAAUGUUGCUUCUUCUUAAGGCAGCAGAGUCGGUUGCAAGGUAAGUUAAAUCCGAAAAGAAACCUUUGCGUGUAUUAGACAUUUUUUUUAGCAGAGCGAAAAUUUCGAUGCCCCGAUCAGGGGUCAUUUUGUCUCUACUGAUUACGCGGCAGCUCUGAGGAGAAGGGGGGUUUAAAGUGCGUAACUAUGGUCAUGAAUGUGUUUCUUUUUUUGUUUAUAAUUUAGAGGUUAUAAUGUUCCCGUAGAGGAAGAACCAUCGUUGAGGGCUCAGCGGCGAAAGAAGAAAAUCAACAAGGGAAGAUGGACGAAACAGGAGGUUGGUUUGCGCAUUUAGCUCUUGCAAUCCUUUAUAUUUCACAACUGUUUCGGCAAAUAGGGUUUGAAUGAUCUUAAGGUAUCAUUUGAUCGUUUAAUUUAGUUGUAAUACUGCAGUGAUAUGACGAUUUGUCUCGCAUUUCGCUCAUUUUGUUGCAUAGCCCCGGUAGAUGUUUUCUAACGCAUAGCGCAAGAAUUGACCAACGUUAGGUUAAUUCAUUCAUAACAGUUUGUUUUGGCGACGAUUGUUUUUCUCGUGUUUCUCGUAUUUGGCUUCGUCAAGAAGUUAAUGCAGCAUUUACCGGUUUGUUAAGCGUUUUAGGUACGAUAAGUGUAAAGUUGAUGCGCUCUUAUCGCCGGACGGCCUAACAAAACGUACGCACUUUUAGGUAACCAAGCAUGCAUGUUGUGAAGUCCAUUUUAAAUCUCGAAUGUCCGUUGAAAAAGGUCGUAUUACUGCAUGAGAUAUGGCUCGUACUCGCAUUCUAUCUCUUUGCAGCCUUUAUCUGGGCGUUAUCAUCGCUUUUCUUUAAGUUUAACCAAGUGUUUGUCCCAAAAUUAUGCAGAAGAUCACUCGUUCUCGAAGGCAAUGGCAAAUCGGGGAAAAUGAAAGAUGUACACAAUUUGUAAUUAAGGCAAAUUUAUGUAUAUGAAACGGAAUAAAGCAAAUGCGUUCCGUGCCGACUGUGCCUCGAGGGUGUAACUAAUAAGUUUGUUGUACUUUUUUGGCAUGUAGAACUAGUGCAAGGCCUUCUGCUGAAUUUCCGUAAAAUCAAACAGCUCAGUGCAGUUUUUAUGAUGCAAUGAAGUACGAGUUAUAUACAUUUUUCUGGGUAGUCUGUUUUACACCUAAUUGAUAUCAAUUUGAAUAGUCCUGUCCGUCAUGCUUGUUGAUGGCGUCCAUGUUCGAUUGCGCAGUUAUAUGGAAGAUUUCAUAUUUCGUUGUAAAAGUCCUCGGUCUGCAUUCGUUGUCUUGGAGGAGAUAAUUUGCAAUUUUAAAAAAGUGUAAAGGUGUUACUGCAUGUCGUACGUUUUGUGUACACUAGGAUGGCACUUUGCAUAUGAGAGAUUAAACGAUAUUGAAUAUUUGAUUUCAAACCGAUUGAAUUUGUGUUGCUUUCUGUUUAGAACUUGUUAACACUGAAGCAUUGAUUUAAAGAUGAUUAUUUCAACUUUGCUUAAAGAUCGUGGAGAUUGAUUGCUUUAAAUACAUUGUAGACAUUUAACUUAGAAGUGCUAAUUAUUUCUGGGAGUUUUUCUUAUUAAAAUGCAUUUUUCUUUAAAAAAUAAGUGAUGAGUGUUUUCUCUUCAAAGUAACAGACUAGGUCAGCAAAGGCAUUUUGACACUAACAUUUCACCUCUCACAUGCUUACAAUUCUAUUUGUUUAUUUUCCUUCCAUUUGUACUGGUGCAAAAACAUUGUGUGCUUUGGUGUUUUGCAAAAUUUUUAUUCUAACCCAAGGUUUUUUUUGCUUCAUUUUUGCACAGGGGAAACAGUUGAGCCCUGAACAGUAGAAAUGGUUUCAUUUCUGCUUUUUCCCCAAUUUUUAAAUUUAUAAAUUAGUUUGUUUUGUAUCUUCUCAAAUUCAUGAAGGUUACAUCUUUGACAGGAAGCAGAACCUAUAUGUGCAAUUUAUGCUAGUCAGUUUGCAAUGUGGACUUUACAUGACCUCUUUGAAAUGCAACAGAGUGAGAUGUGCACCAAGUAAUAAAUAAAUAAAUAUGCAUCAUCAUUGGAUACACAAGGCACAGCUGACUGUCAAAAUUCCUUCAUAUUUGCAUCAUGCAAAUUUUGCAAUAUAGAUAGUACUGUCUUUGUUAUAUCAUUUCUGUUUCAACUUUUGGAGAGAUCAGUUUAUUGAUUUUCACUGGUGUUUAUACAUAAUCCAACAGAUGCAAAAUUUUAAUCAAGGAAAUCAUUAUGGAGGGAAUAUUGUCUCACUUUAAUACCAAACUCUUACAAAUAACCUGAAACUUCUACCUUUAGAUGUUACAGUAUGCUGAGGUAAAUACAAUAGAUAUAAUUACAAAUUUUAAAAUUGACCUAUUAGGAUGAAAAAUUAAAGGAACUUGUGGAUGAUCUUGGAACUGAUAGUUGGAAGGAGGUGGCAAAUAAUUUCCCUGAUCGCACAGAUGUCCAGUGCCUUCACAGGUGGCAGAAGGUACUAAACCCAGAGCUAGUGAAGGGUCCAUGGACUAAAGAGGUCAGUAUGCAAUUCAGAUUGUAGCUAAUCUUUGUUAUCACUGAGAUUAUGAGAUACAUUGUAUCUCAACAGAAAAGCGAAACAUUGGAACAUUUUACAUUUUAACUUGUUUAUAGUACUCACAAAUAGUUGAGGAUAGUUUCAACUUUCACAUGCAUUUGACUGACUGUUUGAAAAGGACUUGAUUGUUUGCCAGUAAGGGUUUCAAUAGGAGCAAGCAACUGGGAAAAUUUGCUGUCUAUGUGAGGAAAAAUUGCUACCUAUUUUCUUUGAAAUGAACAACAUUAGAGUGAAGGUCAAUCUUGCAUUAGCUGCCUAAUUCACAAAUUUUGCCAUCCACAUCAUAAUCUGUUGAAACCCCUGAGCCAGUGAUUGAAGAUUAAGCUUUUUAUAGAUAAGCUCCUUCCUCAGGCAAAUUCCACAUCUGAAAAAUGGAAAAUUUGAUAAACACUGCAGUUUCUAAUCAAUUAUUAUAUUCAGUUAUAAGACUUCUAGGAAGUGGGCAUUAGGACUAAAAUGAUUUAAUAAAGGAUACAGAAGUAAAUGAAAAAGUAAAUAUGUAAAUGUCUGCUGACAUUUCAUUGAGAGGGGUUAUAUUAGACAACUAGGAGCAAGUGUAAUUGUAAUCCUGAUUUACAGGAGGAUGACAAAGUUGUGGAACUUGUGCGGAAGUAUGGACCUAAACGGUGGUCACUUAUUGCUCAGCAUCUGAAAGGAAGGAUUGGAAAACAGUGUCGUGAAAGGUAAAACUAAAUAUGAGUUCAAUUAAUUGUCUUAUGUCUGAUUGACCAAACUGUGUAGUGCUAUAAGAAUUUUUAAGAGUCAGGACCUGAUUUUGUUAUAUUCCAGAUAUUUUACUGUAAUAUUUUUAGAAUUGUGUAACUGAGAGUACAGCUUUCAUAGCUAUCGCAACAUUCCUCUUUUAAAAAUGGAAGCUUAGAAAUAGGGUUUCGAUGAUUCUGAGCAAAACUUAGAAAUAAAGACAGAUAAACAGAAGUAAACCAGAUGAAUCAAUUUAUAUGCCAGUUUUUUUUCCUGUUUUAUUUUUGUGUAGGUGGCACAAUCAUCUCAACCCACAAAUCAAGAAAUGUGCUUGGACUGAAGAUGAAGACAGGAUUAUUUAUGAAGCUCACAUUUCUAUGGGCAACAAAUGGGCCGAGAUAGCAAAAUUGUUACCUGGGAGGUUUGUGUCCCCUUUUACCUCAAACUACAUCAGGAAUUGAGGCUAGGUGUGGUAAAGGCUGUGCUGAAGGUGAACUGCUACAGUCUCCUUAAUUACAGGGAGAUAACCAUUGAGACAGAGCUAUAGCCUUCAGGGACACAACACUAAUAACCCAUGGUGGGAAAUGAAUACUUGUUCCAGGAAAUGUUGGGAAGGGGAACAAACAUGGUAAAGUGGAAAACCAUAUUGGAGCCUAUCACAAGACAUUGCUGAAACCUUUGUAUUGACUGGAAUUUUACCUCGACUAAAUGCAAGGGAAUUUCACCAAAGCUGUGUGGGUUGGGGAGGAGGGGGGGGGGUUGCAUGGGGCAUUGUCACAUGCCUUUGCACAAAGGGGAAACUGAUUCCAUGUGGGUCAGGGGGUAUUGCACGAAAAUUUGGUUCUAUGAACUGAGUUGAUAGUGCUAAAGGGCCACCAUUAACCCUUUAACUCUCAGGUCAAAUUUGUAAUUCUCCUUACUGUCAACUAUACAAUUCUUAUAACAUUAGUUCAGAGAAUUUAGUAUUGGAUCAUCUAAUUAUCCCCAAAUUAAUAUAUUUCUUUGUUCUCAUCACUUAUCUGGUUGAUAUUGUAUUGAUAUUGUAAGGAGAAAUUCUGUCUUGGUCACUCAUUACUUUUGCUCAGUUUGCAGAGCUACAGUAAGAACAUUGUUGUUGAUGUUUGAUUGUUGCCUAAAUCUCUCCACAGGACUGACAACUCAAUUAAGAACCACUGGAACUCAACAAUGAGAAGAAAAGUGGAAAGUGCAGGAUAUGAUCACUAUAGAAAGAUCAGAUACCAUUUGGUAAGGAAACUUAGAGGAGCUUAUGUCCCUAAAGGAAGGUAGAUCAGUGCAUUGUGAAUUUAAGGUUGUUUUGGACUUCCUCCAUUAUAAUUCAGGGGUAAUCGUGCUAGUGUGAGUACCCCUUAUACUAUAUUUAAUUACUUGUCCCACCAGCAUAUGUGUGGUUCUCCAUUCAGCGCUGUGAAUAUUUUGACUACAGUCUGUACUAAUAUUAUGUGAGGCUAAAGCAAUUAAUGAAUUUUUUUCUACACUUUAGUCUGAAAAACGGUACAGCAAAGGACAUCUUCUUUCAGCAAAGAAAGGUAAAAUAUUAAACUGCAUCAUAACUGAUAUACAAUAAACUAAAUACUCUACCAUAUGCAGUACUGGUAUAUUUCUACUGUAGCUGUUACUAGUAACUCAUGAACCAACAAAUUUUUCUCUCUAAUUCCUGGUCAAUUUGCCAAAUCAAUGUGAUGUAAAAAUGCAUGCAUCUAAGCUUGGAUUUAUAGAUGAAGCAGAAUUUUCUCCUAGGGCUUUAUUCCUAAGGUUUUUAGUGUGCAGGAACUCCAUUCUUGCUUAAGAGAAAUAAAUGAACAAAUAAGGUAUUGCUGAGAAAUGUACAGGUAGUAAGGAGCAAGUUAGAGCACUUUUCAACCAAAAAAGGCAACUAAAUAAAAGUUAUCAUGAUGGUUAAUCAAAGCAAAGGAGAAAUCAAGAGUGUGUUCAUUAACUAUUAGCAAUUGAAUGAAAUUCUGGCUACAGUGCAAAAUUCUUGGGUGGUAAAUUGUGAUAGCUUUUCAAGGAAUGAGCUAAUUUUAUUUGAAGUGUGACGCUGUAUUUAGUUAAUUUUUAAUCCACUGCAUUUCCUAUUAAAAAACCUUAAUUUAAAGAGAAUUCUGAAUAAUAAGCAUAUAUGUAUGUAACCAUAUUUGAAAAAUUUGCUCCAAACACGACUGCUUUCAGUUUUGCCAUGAUUGUUGGGAAUGUUAAGAGUAAAAACUGCGGUUGCUAUUGUUAAUUUUUGCAGAAAAUCAGUCCUUAAAGAGGAAUCAAUGACAUACUUUUACUAGUUAUCAAAUUUGCACUCCAGUUGCAAUGAGGCAUAUGCUUGUGAAAGGUAUUGUAAUUUUUUUUCUCUUGCAGAUAAAAGGAGGAGAGAGGAGACAGUUGAUCCUUCAUCUAAUGAUGAUUUACCAUCAGUGGUUGAAUACAACAGCCAUCCAGGCACUAGAAACAGAAGUAGCUCAGACUUAACAAACAUUAAACCAAAACCAACAAGUCAAGAAACUCUUCAUUCUAUGAGCAGAAAGAACAACAAUAAUGGAACAAACCCAAGCCUGAUGUCGCCCUUUAGAAAUACAUUCAUAUUGUCUCCAGAGUCUUCAGAUGCUCUGCUAGAUUCGGAUCCCUCCUCUUGGGGUGAUAUCAGCUCAUUUGACAAGGACAGUUGUGUAGGCAAGAAUUUGGCAUUGUCAAAAUUGACUUCUCCUGGAACAAGAGGUAAGGCUAGAGUUCUGUCUCAGUUAUGUAAUGUGCCGUACUUUUGUCCACCUGCAAACAUGGAACCAGUGUGUAAAUACCUAAAAACAAACUUUUAGAAGUGGUUAUGAGGUACUUUGCAAUUAACAAUAAUCCCAUGUAAAGUCAGAUGAUCUCUCUAGACUUGUAAGCUGUCUUAGCCUCACUGUUUAGCCUGUGCAUUUACGAGGAAAACUUGGCUGGCAUCAGAAAGUAGUGAUUUGCCCUUAGAGGUGUUGCUCUUCAGCUUACUAAUAGCGUGAAGAGUGUCAAAUGGGGCACAGAUAAAGUCCUUUGAUUCAACUCAAGAAUGGGUCUAUUCUUUGCACUCACAGUUUGUUGUCAAAGGUACAAAUAAUUAUUUGAUGCUCUUUAGAGGGCUGUGCUAUAGAAAAACAACUAACUUGUUUUAGGUAACUUUAGCUUGACAAACAAGCAGCAUCAGGCAGCUAUAACCUGUGUCAAGAUAGGUUAACAUGUAACAUUUUAAUUAUAGCAAUAAGUAAUCACAUGAACAGUACAAUAUAGAGGGAAUAAACUAUUAGGCUAUUCCAGAAUAUUACAAGAACACAGGUUUAUUGAAAAUCUCUAUUCAAACCUUAUUACACCUUCAUUAUUUAUGAUGAUUCCUGGAAUUAAAGCAAAGGUUGAAAGCCACUUUAAGAUAACUUACCAAAGAGCACAGUGUUAGAUUUAUGGUAUGUAAAAGUUAGUUCUAUGUGUAUGUCACAUUAAUGUUAAGGAAAAAUUGCCUCCUCAGAAUACAGAUUUGAUGGGAAUUCUAUCGCCAGUCUUCAAACAGAUGGCGGGUGAGUUUUUGGAAUGAACUGCUUCCCUUUAAGAACAAGAACAUAUUCAGUGACCUGUGUGGAACAUUUUGACCCUCAAGAAUGUCUAGUGUCUAGUAUCACCCCUAAAUCACACCUAUAGGUCAUGAGAAUAAAGGAAAUGAUCACCAACUGAAAAAAGAUCUUGAUUGUUAAACAAGUUCUUGUCAGCACCUCAGGAAAUGUCUAGAGGACUUUAAGGAGAAUAUUUGUACCAAUGUUAGGGUGUAAAGAGUUAACAUUGAUUUGCAUCGUCCUAAACAUUGGCUGAUAAAUGUUUAUUUAGUAAGGAGAGAUGAAGGCAUGUCCACAACUUGCAAAGGUCUUCUGUUUUUAUUAAUUUUUCUUCCAUUUUCAGAUCUUUAAUACCUAUUACUUCACCUGUAAUGCAGAACAGGUUUAGCACACCUCCAACUAUUCUUAGACGAGGGCGUAAAAGAAAAGUAUCCUUCACAAAUUGAUUGACUCAAGUUUAAAAAAUUUAAUUUUUUUUCUACUGCAUUCUUUGUUUUUUAUCAAUUUGUUGUGUGAGGCAUAAUCCUUAACCCUAUACCUUCAGUCUGCUGACCAUGAUUUCAGUCACAGUGUCAAUACAGAAGUAUCUUUUAGCAGUCCUAAAGGGGCUACCCCCAUCAAGCUCUUGCCAUUCUCACCUUCGCAGUUCCUUAAUUCACCUGUAAAUUCAAGCAAAGUUCAGACGUCAACUCCAGCUUGUGAAAAAAUUCAAGUCAGUUUAACAAACACAACACUGCAUACUCCUGGUGUACUAGAAGCAAGCUCAGGGGAGGAUCCUUUCCGAACUCCACGCAUCAGAAGAACUUUGUUAUGCGUAUCUCCACGCACUCCAACACCAUUUAAAAAUGCCCUGAAAGUGUUCAAUGACACGAAAAUGGCACAUGUGAGUUGGAUAUUUGAAGAUAACAGGUUAUGUAACUUAUGAGGUUAUGUAACAGGUUAUGUAACUUAGUGCCCUUACAGCUUUCAUGGCACAGGUCAAGUGGUUGAUUAUUAUUAGAGCACUCUAUUCAAUCACUUUUCUUCAAUAUUCUCUAAAUAUUUUGGAAUGAACAAUAAAUGACAGUGACAACAGCCUUCUGAGUAAUAACCAUGGGUGACAACCCAUGUCAAGUUUGUUAAAAGACCCUGCUCUCCUCAAGAUGUUAUUUUUUUCAGGGGCCAGGGAAGUAGGAAAUUUUCAGACAAUUGUGACGUGGAUUGUAGCCACUAUUUUCCUACAUGUAUAUGACUUGGUUGAUGCUGUGAUGAAGGGACUUUUUAAUGAACACCUUUUAGUUGGUGUAAAUUUUUACCCCACCAGAUACAGGUAUCUUUGAGGUAGACUCAAGGGGCUUUAAUAAACUUGCAUUCUGUAUUAUGGAAAAAUGUUGCUCUGGAGUGACAGACAUAAAUCCAGCUUUUACAGCUGUAUCAUGUUUUGAAACUUACCAGUGGUAAAUUUUUUUUUCAGACACCAGACAAUUUUGAAGCAGAUUUCAAUGAAAUCAUGAAACGGGAGGAAGAAGAAAGUGGUGUUCACUUAUCCUGUAGUGGGGGAAAAACAUCCUCUAGAGUACGGACCUCCCUUGAGGAAAAGUAUGCCAAGAUGAGCAAAACAACAUCAGCAUCUACUGCCAAUGGAUCAGAAGAACAACCAAGUGUGAUGGAACAAGAACAAAGUUCUUCAAUUGUUGAGUGUGUUGUGGUAUGUGAUAUGAAAUACCUCUUUUUGUUAUAUUUCACUUGUAUCUAAAGGGUAAGACAUACUUAUGACUUCUCUGCAGACAAGUUAACCUCUUUAUUUUAGUAUACUUUUUCUACUGGUGGUUUUUGCUUGCCUCUGCACUUCAGGGAAAAUUAACAUGUGCCACAAGUGUUGAGAAAUGCUUUGUUUAUGUUGUCUUCAGGAGGAUUCCGGUGUUGUUCAGACAUCAAUUUUACCCUCACCUUCCAAGGAUUCAUCAUUUAUCAAACCUUCUGAGAUCUUUGGCCAGCAUAACCCCUUCGCCACACCUAGUUCUGUGACGUCUGAAACUGGAGUAAGUGGAAAAAACCUGGCUCAAACCACACAGGUUGAACAUUUCUUAUGCCCUAGUGCUGUGGAUUUUCAGGUGACUUUUGGCUCUCAAGUGUUUGCUUUAGACCUCAGCUUGUCACUAAGUAACACUUCCAAUGCCAUACAUUUUAAGACUUCAUAACUGUAACUGUGUUGCUGUUAUGCCUAAAUUUAGUUUGCAGAAUAAAUUUUGAUUAUUCUUGAACAAAGUAAGGUCAAAGUAGCAAAUUUUAGCACCAAUUUUUGUGUUCAAAAUGGAAUGGGGAAACAAAAUAAUCACUAAAAGCAAUUAAAAUCCCUUACUAAUCCUUUAUUAAUCUUGGCAGAUUAUGAUUUCACAGUUUCCCUUAAGGAAGUAAACACAGUCCCUCGAAUUCUUGCUUUGGGCCCAGUUGUUCAAAGGCUGAUUAUCACUAACCCAAGCUUAAAUUUUAAUCCAGGUUUUGUUAUUCCAUUGUUCAAAGCAGUCUUGGGAUAAUUUUUUUUCCAAUCAUCAAAUUAUAGACCAAACGAGUUGUACUGAAUUGUCCUUGAAAGCUUUCAGAACUGAAAUCUAAUUUCACACUCACCAGAGGUUAACUUAACCCAGCCUAAACAACCUGGCCCAGAUCCUUUACCUCAGAGAGCUUGGUGAUGAGCUUGGCUAUUAGUAGGUUUAUUGUUGACAUGCUUCUUACUAUUAAGAUCACCAAUUUUAAAAGCAUCAUGUAACUAAAUAGGUCUAGAAUAAUUUAUAGAUUUAGCCAAGCCUAAAAGCAGAGCUCGCAUUUUUUUUCCCGGCACUCUCAAUGGCACAAUGCCUUGCCCCAGCCAGGACUAGAACCUGGGUCGUCCGACUCAGCGCCCAGUGCACUGACCACUGGACUACUGAACAAAGCCAUGGUGUUGGUGUGCCUGCGGUACAGUGGACCACGCAUGUUAAAAGUAGCACGUCGUACGGUCGUACAACCAAAUUUUUUCGGCUUGAUGGGUUACUACUAUUUUGUAUAGUUAUGGGGCUACGCUCUGUUAGCUCCGCUAAAAUGAAAUAUUUAAAAUUAGAAGAUACAUUAUUUGUUUCUUCACCAUAGCAUUACAAAGGAGAAAAAUCUGUGUCCCCCUAAGAAUGUAAAUGUUUUCUAGUAGCAGAUGAAUAUUCUCAUGUGGCUAAUUUACUACAAUUGUAUUUCAGCGGCACAGAAGGAAAGGGCAUCCCAUGCGCAUACUGCAAUUUCAAGAGACACCACAGAAAUCAGCACCGAAGGUAUGGUUUGACUUCUGAACUCAGUUGUUCAAAGGGCAGAUAAUGCUCUCCACCAGGUAAAUCACUGUCCAUCUGAUAAGUGUUAACAAAAUGUACAGCACUAUCUGCCAGAUACAGAUUUAUCCACUGAACAACCAGAGCCUGGUUCCAACGUUUUACUGACUUUCUGAGCAGAGUUGUAAGAAGUAAAGCCCCUGCAAUUGAUGUCUUCAGUAGCUGUAAUUAGCUCCUACUUUCUUCUUAACAAACCUUAAUCUUUUCUGUCGGGUGUUUUAUUUUGGCAGCUUGACUCAGCAUGGGAGCAGGUAGCAUGCGGUAAAACUCCUGAUCAACAGCUGCUAACUCAACAAGCUCAUCAGUUUUUUGCUAAUUACCGGCCAGCGGCACGUACACUACACUUCAAUACAACUACAGUGGCCUAAACUUGACAGUCUGGUGUGUGUCACUAAUUUGUUUUCCUCCUGUGUGAACCCAAGGGUAUCAUCAGUGAAUUAAUCUUUGAUAUUCAAAUCUAGAUAAUUUAAUAUUUUAAGGAAAAACAGAGUAAAUAACUAACCAUAUAAAGAAAAUUGUAGAAACAGAAAAACAGGUCAAACCAAAACAAUUAAUUUAAAAGCACAGACCUAUAUAGCUAGAUGUAAGGAAAAAAGUUUUCACUUUUGCCACCCAUAUGUGGUUACCAGUCUUUGAUGCAAACUUCUUGAAAGAGAGAUGUAGAGUUCUGGAUUUUUUUUUCUUGUGAGCACUAUGGUGAAAGUUGAAUCUAGAGAGGUGGGAAGAAAAUGUCCACUUCUUUUUUUAAAGUUGAUUUUUGAUGGAGUUCCUGCACCUCUGAAAUUGCUUGCAGUGAAGGCACUCUAACAAAAAUUAUGAUGGAUUAUGGUUACUUCAUUGUGAAAAUUUUGUGGUAGGUGGAACUUUUUGAAGGAGAAAGAUACAACAUUUUCUCUGAAGCAAAAAUGUGUGGCCAAUAAUGUAACAAGAGGUAUACAAACUGUCCACUUACAACAAGACAUUGUUUAGUUUUUGUUUCAGAGUGAUACUGUGCGACAAAAUUUUUGAUAGCUUUGAAUCUAUUACUUACUGUAGAAUACACGUGAAUUAGAGGCUUCCGUAAAAUCUGGUGUCAUUUUACAUACUAUGUAUACUAAAAUGAAGCCACUGAUCAGGUGAUAAUCUGAUGGAUUCUUUGCAGUGUUGUCUGAAAUUGAACUUUUAACUGUUCAAACACUUAAUAUUAGAUCCAAAGUAGAAAUAUUUUAUGUGGUGUCUUGCAAAAGUUUAUUUAGCCUGUUCAAGCUGAGAUGUAACAGCGGGGUACAUAUACAGUAUAUACUCAUUCAUGCAGACUUGGGAAGAUCUGAUCAACUGAAGAUUGUCAUUUCUGAGUUGAAUUGGCAGGACAUACGAUUUGUGACUUGCAUAUCUCUUGUACCAUGCACUGGGACAUAUUUUUACCUUUGAUACAUGUUAAAUCUCUGUCAAUAUUUGGGAGAAAAGUUUGUUCCUGUACUAACUUUAGAUGGAGUCAUACUACUAAGCACUUGUCGUAGGUUGAAUAGUUCCUUAUUGGGUAUGACAAAUUCAGAUUUUUGUUCUUCAUAAGAAAUUGCAAUCUUGCCUUACUCUGUGUGAGGGUUUGGAAAUUUUAUCUGAUAUAAUGGAACUAGGAAGUUUUUCAUGGUUGUGACAGAUCUAGCUCUCGGGUAAGAGAAAGCAAUCCAAAAACUGCAGAUCAGCUUUGUAUUUCUUGGUACACUCAGUUUUGGACUCUGCAAUCUUUUUCAUGUCUAUUCAGGAGAGAUUUUCCACCGUUAGUUCUUUGUGAUUCCUGUGAUCCUUAGAAUAUUUCUGCAGAUAAGUUUUAUAUAGUAUCACCGCAUAAAUUCAAAAUAAUCUCCAUGCAUUUCUAGUACAGUACAUUCAGGAAGGAGAAUAGAUUCGUCCAAAUAUCUACUUAUUCAAGUUCACUCGUUUUAUUCACAUUCUGACUAGAAACUUCCGUCUCCUUCGCAGCCGAUCUAGGGUGUGUCACGGAACGCCUAUUUUUCUGUGACGAACGUGGCGUGACAUCUCCAUGAACAGAUGAGAAGGA
Pocillopora meandrina is the source of this 13339-nucleotide messenger RNA. The record is from the annotation of a GenBank genome assembly. Lineage: Eukaryota; Metazoa; Cnidaria; Anthozoa; Scleractinia; Pocilloporidae.